AUGGAGAAGCAAACCACCAUCGCCUCUUCUUGUCUCUUCCUUUUAUACAUCACCACUUUUACAGAAGUUCUUGAAGCUCAUCAUCACCUUCAUCAGCACAACAUUCAUGGCUCUGUGAAACUUUUCGUCUUCGGGGACUCAUAUGUUGAUACUGGGAAUAUCAGAAAAUCUGUGUCUCCUUCAUGGAAGGAACCUUAUGGGAUAACUUUUCCGGGAAAGCCGGCCGGCCGGUUUUCGAACGGUCGUGUCCUCACUGAUUAUAUUGCUUCCUUUUUGGGCAUAAGAUCUCCGGUGCCUUACGCAUUGGGAAAAUUUGUGAAGAAAUCCAAACUAGAGUCUGGGAUGAACUUUGCAUUUGGAGGCACAGGUGUUUUCGAUACAUUGGUCAGUGGACCGAACUUGACCACCCAAAUUGACUUUUUCGAACAACUGCUUCAACAAAAAGUCUAUGCCAAAAACGACGUCGUUAAAUCGUCCAUUGCUCUCGUAUCAGUUGCGGGGAACGACUACGCUGCUCAUUUUGGUGGACCAGGCAACGACACAAAGGAUUUGGCAAUGUUUACUAAAUCUAUUAUUAAGCAGCUUACUGUGGAUUUGAAGCAUAUACAUGAUUUGGGAGUGCAAAAAAUAGCAGUUACAACAAUAGAGCCCCUAGGAUGUCUUCCCAGCAUAACUUCCUUUCUUUCAUAUCAAAACUGCAAUGAAUUUGCCAAUAUGGCUUCAAUGUUCCACAACCAGAUUCUGCUUCAAAAGUUGGAAGAGUUGAACAAGGAGACAAAGAAUUCGGCAUUUGUCGACUUGGAUCUCUAUAAUGCGUUUAUAUCUGCAGUGAAGCGCCCAAAACAUCAUCAAGGAUAUUCGACAUUCCACAUUAACACACUAAAGCCAUGUUGUGUUGGGGUGAGCAAUGAAUACUCAUGCGGGAGUGUGGAUCAGACUGGUGCAAAGAAGUACAUUGUAUGCGAUAACCCUGAUGUUUCUUUCUUUUGGGAUACGGUACACCCUUCACAGAAUGGUUGGCAUGAAGUUUAUGCCGCUAUAAAACCUUCUCUUCAUCAAUUGUGUUCGUGA
Messenger RNA from Prunus armeniaca (apricot), 1071 nucleotides. NCBI's taxonomy places the organism in Eukaryota, Viridiplantae, Streptophyta, Magnoliopsida, Rosales, Rosaceae. The record is from the annotation of a GenBank genome assembly.